ACACAAUCAACAGUAGCAGAGACAGACUAGACCACUGACGGACCAGACCAGUGACAGACCGAGGUGCAGAGCCGUGCGUAUGCAGCAUGGCCGGCGACAGCGACACAAAGCCGGUGGAUACAACCGACAACCACCGGAUACCCUUCCUCAUCGGGGUCUCCGGAGGCACGGCCAGUGGGAAGUCCUCCGUUUGCAGUAAGAUCAUGGAGCUGCUGGGACAGAAUGAGAUCGACCAUCACCAGAGACAGGUGGCCAUCCUCAGCCAGGACAGUUUCUACAGAGUCCUGACGGCAGAGCAGAAAACCAAGGCCUUAAAGGGACAGUUCAACUUUGAUCACCCAGAUGCGUUUGAUAAUGAACUCAUCAUUUCAACUUUGUGCGACAUCAAAGCGGGAAAAUCUGUUCACAUACCAGUCUAUGACUUUGUGAGCCACUCCAGGAAGCAGGAGACCGUGACUGUGUACCCGGCCGAUGUGGUUCUCUUUGAGGGGAUCCUCAUGUUUUACUCUCAGGAGAUCAGGGACCUGUUCCAGAUGAAGCUCUUUGUUGACACUGACGCGGACACUCGCCUCUCUAGAAGAGUUCUGCGGGAUAUCAGUGAACGUGGACGAGACUUGGAGAGCGUUUUGGCACAGUACAUAACAUUUGUGAAGCCUGCCUUUGAAGAGUUCUGUCUCCCUACUAAGAAAUAUGCAGAUGUGAUCAUACCAAGGGGAGCUGAUAACAUUGUUGCAAUAAAUCUGAUUGUGCAGCACAUCCAGGACAUACUGAAUGGAGGUUUGACCAAACGACUGAAUGGAUGGAUCAACAGUUAUGGUACAAAAAAGCAACAGAGCAUGGAGUCCAGCAGCCGGCCUCACUGA
Molecule: messenger RNA, 863 nt
Organism: Periophthalmus magnuspinnatus
Lineage: Eukaryota; Metazoa; Chordata; Actinopteri; Gobiiformes; Gobiidae
Gene: uck2a
Product: uridine-cytidine kinase 2a
Exons: 7
Coding region: 87-863 (258 amino acids)
Cellular component (GO): cytoplasm; cytosol
Molecular function (GO): ATP binding; kinase activity
Source: RefSeq, a predicted model, not a curated record